Onychomys torridus (southern grasshopper mouse) is the source of this 1176-nucleotide messenger RNA. It is a transcript of the gene Dusp2, whose product is annotated as dual specificity phosphatase 2. Gene Ontology annotation, cellular component: cytoplasm; nucleus. Bases 1 to 957 code for a protein of 318 amino acids. The transcript has 4 exons. NCBI's taxonomy places the organism in Eukaryota, Metazoa, Chordata, Mammalia, Rodentia, Cricetidae. Gene Ontology annotation, biological process: protein dephosphorylation; endoderm formation; negative regulation of MAPK cascade. Gene Ontology annotation, molecular function: protein tyrosine/threonine phosphatase activity; MAP kinase tyrosine/serine/threonine phosphatase activity. The record is from RefSeq and is a predicted model, not a curated record.
AUGCCGAUCGCCAUGAGGCUGGAGGCGGCACGCGAGCUGGAGUGUGCGGCGCUGGGCGCCCUGCUGCGGGAGCCGCGGGAGGCCGAAGGCACGCUGCUGCUCGACUGUCGCCCGUUCCUGGCCUUCUGCCGGAGCCACGUGCGCUCCGCGCGGCCAGUGCCCUGGAACGCGCUGCUGCGGCGCCGUGCGCGGGGCACCCCGGCCGCCGCCCUCGCCUGCCUGCUGCCCGACCGCGCGCUCCGGGCACGCCUGGGUCGCGGGGAGCUGGCCCGCGCCGUGGUGCUGGACGAAGGCAGCGCGUCGGUGGCGGAGCUCUCGCCCGACGGCCCCGCUCACCUGCUGCUAGCCGCGCUGCUGCAGGAGAUGCGCGCGGCAUCCACGGCUGUGUGCUUCCUGCGAGGUGGCUUCGAACGCUUCCAGGCAUGCUGUCCAGAUCUGUGCUCUGAAGCCCCUGCCCAGGCGCUACUUCCUGCUGAGGCCGAAAAUAACAGCUCUGACCCUAGGGCUCCCAUCUAUGACCAGGGUGGCCCUGUGGAGAUCUUGCCCUACCUGUACUUGGGCAGCUGCAGCCACUCCGCGGACCUCCAGGGGCUCCAGGCCUGCGGUAUCACAGCAGUGCUCAAUGUCUCUGCCAGCUGCCCCAACCACUUCGAGGGGCUGCUCCAUUACAAGAGCAUCCCAGUAGAAGACAACCAGAUGGUGGAGAUUAGUGCCUGGUUCCAGGAGGCUAUCGGCUUCAUUGACUCAGUGAAGAAUAGCGGGGGCCGGGUGUUGGUGCACUGCCAAGCUGGUAUCUCUCGCUCAGCCACCAUCUGCCUGGCAUACCUGAUUCAGAGCCACCGAGUGCGGCUGGACGAGGCCUUUGACUUUGUCAAGCGACGUCGGGGGGUCAUCUCCCCCAACUUCAGCUUCAUGGGGCAGCUCCUGCAGUUUGAGACUCAGGUGCUGUGCCACUGAGUCAGACCGAGGCCUGGCCCCACAGUACUGCUCUCACUGACUCCUGGGGGAAGCUGCUGUGGACUGCUGCCUCUUCUCUAGCCUAGCUCAUCCCUCACCUUGUCCCCAAGUUGGGGUGCUAGGAAAGCCAGGAUGAUGGCUUUUCUGAUACGGUGCUCUUCUGCUGGGGGUUUAAGGGCUGGCCCUUAUUGGGGGGGGGGAUGAGGGCAGAUAGUCUGU